Molecule: messenger RNA, 5231 nt
Organism: Helicoverpa zea (corn earworm)
Lineage: Eukaryota; Metazoa; Arthropoda; Insecta; Lepidoptera; Noctuidae
Product: TAR DNA-binding protein 43-like
Exons: 1
Coding region: 257-1492 (411 amino acids)
Biological process (GO): regulation of gene expression
Cellular component (GO): nucleoplasm
Molecular function (GO): RNA binding
Source: RefSeq, a predicted model, not a curated record
CUAUAGCAUGAUCACCAUUAUUUGACACUUGUAACUCUACAAAUUCCCUUUGAUUCCACCUCUACAAUAGAUCAAAAUUUGUAUGUCGAACUAUGUUUUCAACCUGCAAAUUGCAAUGGGUUCAUAACCCGUAGGUGACGUUAAUUAAUUUUAUUUAUUUAUAUGACAUAAAAAUUGUACAUUUGUAUAGUGUUAAGUAUAAUAUCUGUGUUUAUUUUUAUCAAUUUUUAUGAAUAUUGUUCAUGAAUAAGAAAUAAUGUCCUUCGAGUACUUGCCCGUGGCUGAAGAUGAAAAUGAAGAACCCAUAGAAUUACCAAUCGAAGAUGAUGGUACGUUGAUGUUAACUACCGUAUCGGCGCAGUUUCCAGGCUGUUGUGGCCUAAAAUAUCGUCACCCUGAAACAAAAAACAUCAGGGGUAUCAGAUUAAGAGAUGGCAGAUUGUACCCACCCCCAGAAGGUUGGGGUAAUCAUUUAUACAUAUGUAGCUUUCCUAAAGAAUCUAAACGCAAACCGGGUGAAAACUCCGAAUCAGCUGCGGCAAAAAAUAAGCGUAAUGAUAACUUAUGCUCAGAUUUGAUAGUGUUGGGAUUGCCUUGGAAAGCCACAGAGCAAACUGUACGAGAGUAUUUCGAGAAAUUUGGAGAAGUUUUAAUGGCGCAAUUAAAGAGAGAUCCCAAAACUGGUAUGUCUAAAGGUUUUGCCUUCAUUAGGUUUGCUUCUUAUACCUCUCAGAUGAGAGUGCUGGCACAGAGGCACAUGAUUGAUGGGAGAUGGUGUGAUGUUCGGAUACCCAACUCAAAAGAAGGUUCAGUUGCAUCUAUGCCCUGUAAAGUGUUUGUUGGUCGCUGUACAGAAGAAUUAACAGCCAAUGAUUUGAGAGAAUAUUUCUCACAGUUUGGGGAAGUGACAGAUGUGUUUAUCCCCAAACCAUUUAGAGCUUUUAGCUUUAUUACAUUUUUGGAUCCUGAGGUUGCACAAAGCCUCUGUGGUCAGGAUCACAUAAUUAAAGGUGUGUCAGUGAAUGUUUCUAAUGCCUCUCCAAAACAAAACAAAAGUGGUUCCAAUCUACGUAAUAUGCCUGGUAGAAAUUAUGAUGAUGGCCACCCACACAAUGCUUCAAACAAUAACUCAUGGAGCAGCCGCAACAUGGACAUGGUUAACAUGCAAGCUUUGAGCUUAUCAGGACAACAUGGUCAAACUGCUGUUGCUGGAGGGGGAGGCCAAGCCCAAGGUGGCAGCAUGCCUCUGGGAAUGGGAGGACUUCCAGUAAACCAGGCUCUAGUGGCAGCUGCACUAAAUCAAGCUGCUGGUUGGGGCCUUAUUAACAACAUACCGUCCGGUGGGUCCGAGCAAGGCGCCUUUGCUGGACCAGCUUCAUCUGCACCACCAGCUCCACCCAACUUUCUCUCCUGGAUGCAACAAGGUAAUUCUGCUCAGGGACCUUCUAGUCAGUGGGGACAGCGUCACCAGUCCCAAGGCCACUCUGUUUGAUCUAUCAUCUGGUUGAAAGCUCACAAUAAUUUCUGUGAUUGUAGCAACAAUUAGAUAAUUAUUAUCAUGUGUAUCUACAUAAUAAAAAAUCAUUGUUCUUAUGGUAAAGAGAGUGGUUUACAUAAAUAGUUUGCUACUGAUGUUAUUUAUUUAUUGUGGAGUUGCUUGUGUUAUGUUGAUUUUAUUCAAACUUAUAUAAUUAUAUUACAAAUGGAUUAGAUUACGGUAUCAUGGAUCAUACAAACAUUGCACACUAGAUGAAUUAUUAUAUUUUAGUUACAUACUUAUAUAUAAUAUUAAAUAAAUAUUGGUCUUGUUGCGCUUCUUCCUAAUAAUUUGUCAAUUGAAAUCAUGAACUUUCAGCAAUUUAGCAUGAAAAAGGUAUCAUGUAUUUGUUUUGGCCCAAAAAGUGCAAAACAUAUUUCAAUUGAAUAUGUAUAUUACUGUAGAAGCCUGAAGAGUUCAUUGUCUGUAUACUAUAUAAUUAUAAUUACUUAACUAAAUGUAUUCAUUAUUACACAUUGUUAUAAUUAUUUGUGUAGUCAAAAAUUAAUAGUCAUACAAAUUCAAGACAAUCAUAAUGGUGCAGCUUACCUAGUUAUUAUAAAUAAUUGUAACAACAUACAAUGUAGCAGCAAGUUAUGAUUUUUCAGCAGGCUUCUAUAGUAUAAAAAAUAUAUAAAAUCCAGAUUAUGAAACACAUUUGGUUAGUAUCAACUAUAAAGUUAUAUGAUGUUAAUUUUGAAUCUGUCGAAAAAUUUCAGUACAGAUCAUGCCAAUAAUUUUAUCAACAUAUUUUUUGUAAACCUAAAAUUAUUUAUUGUUUUUAGGGGAGCCUAAGAUUAAUUAUUUAUGGCCUUACUACAAAAACUUUAACCACUGUUUUACACUUGUCUAAAAAAAAUGUGGCUCCAAAAUGAACCAUAUGUCAACGUCAUAAUUUGUCAUUUUUUUAGACAAGUCUUAAACUGACGUUAAAAAGUUUUUGUGGUAAGACGGUUAUUGUUUUGCUAAACAUUUUGCAAUGAGGGAUCUUUUUUUUAUUUUUUUAAUUCUUUUCCUAGCUGAUGAUGAUGGCCCUGACCUAGGUACUUGCAUGCAGGAAACUUAACGUCAUAUCAAAGUCAUAUAAUUUUCAGGUCAUAUAACGAAACGUUUUUAUCAUCAAUAAUUUAAAAAAAUGAAAAUAAGGAAUAAAAGGAGAAAAGAACUCAGUCAAAUUACUAUCCAAAUAUUUUGAGAACAAUUUGUCCAGAAAUCUGAAUUUCUUGGGUCUUGGCUCAAAGGGCUUGGUGCAAUGUUUUUUAUUUCAUUUGGCAAAGGCUCACUCUCAUUUUUUUAAAUUCUGACUAUAAAGGUGUUAUUAAUUACCCUUUUUUUUAUCAUUUAUAAACAUAAUUGCAUGAUUUGUGCAAUAAACAGCAAAAAAUAACACGUUAAUGCUAGAUAAAAUGUCAAAAAUCAUAAAAUUAAUGAAAGGAAUUCUUAUUUUAUUUGUUUUUGAUAUUCAUCCAACUUGAAUAUUUAUUUCAUUCUGCGAAAAUAUGUGCACCCCUUGGGUAUGGAACCAUAAAAAUUAUUGAAUGGCAAUUAAAUAAGUAUAGCAUACUAUAGAAGAGCAACAACAGUAGCAGUAAACAGUAAUAUUUCAAUUAAUACAACAAAAUAGUGCAACACUGCACAAAUUACUGUUGCAACAUCUAAUUGUAUCUAAAUGCUUACACUAACCCUACAUGUUCCUUAAUCUGGAUUAAAAAAAAAAAUAAUAAAGUUAAAAAGUUCUGUUUCACUGCAUUAAUAAGUUUUUACUGUAGUUUUCUAUGUAUAUCUAUUUCAAUAAAGGACCUUGUUGAGAGGGCCUUUGAAAAUCAAGUUACCAUUUUAUCAAUACAUACCAAGAAUUCAAGCUGUCAUGGUUAAGAUUUUUAUUUACAUCUGACAAAAGCUUGAUUAGAGCAUUAAAUAAAAUCACCUAAUAAACAUUAUGUUUUAAAGAAUUAUUGAAUUGAUAAUAUAAACAUCACUGUUAGUAUAUAUUUGCAUAGUAUAUAUAUUUACCAAAAUAAGAGCUAUUCUUUUUUUCUAAUCUUAAUUCACAUAAAUUUUAUCCAAUUUUAUUAAUCUGUCUAGAGGUAUAUAAAUAAUGUUGCCAGGAAUGUGGUUAAAAAUGAAUGAGAAAUUAUAUUUUGCGUACUAAUUACUAUUACUUACAUCGCAAUUAAUUGGACCACCUUACGAUUGGAUCUUACGCAACUUCAGUGCUAAUAUGUGUGUAAUAGAAAUAAGUGUACUGUGCUUUUGUACAUUAAUAGGUAAUGAUUAUGAUUUAACAGCAGACUGUUGAGAGUUCAUACAUUGUAUAGUAAAAAAAUAGAAAUCUAUUGAUUGUUACAUUGUUUAACAAAUAAUGUUGAUUAUUAUAAAUUUAUUGUGUAUGUUUCCUCAGGUGGAUGUGGGUAUGAAAAUUGUAGACAGAUGUCUAUUUUUGACGAAAUAAAUACAUAGUUAGAAUAUUUUUGUUACUAAGCAAUGUGGGAUUGUUUACUGAAUGGGUAUAUAUAGACUUAGCUGUAGAGCACUGAUCCAAUAGCUUCUGUAAAUAAAUUUUAGGAGAAACCGAAAGGAUGUUUGUACAAAUUGCAAGACUGUAUAUAUACAUACAUAAACGAGAUGAUAAUAAGACACCAUUCUAUAACGAUUAAUCGUGUCUCUACGAAGGAUUAUAAUAUACCUACUUUAUGAUAAGAUUCCAUUGCCUUCUUAAAAUGAUUAAAUUCCUGGUGAGCCUUCGAAUUUGUACUUUUCUAAUCAAAACUUAAGGCAUAUUUGUGAAUUAUGUCCCAUUUCAUUUUGUACGCGAAUCUUAUUUCCUGAGGCCUUUAAUUUGGGUAGCGAGCCCCUAUAUGAUACCACUACCCCCCAUUUAUAUAUAACUACCUAGACUAGACCUCCAGAUUGGAUUGACUCUUUAAUUUAAAUCAAUAAUAUACUUAGUUAUAACAAAAUUAAAUAAUUUUGCAUACAUUUUUUUACACAAUGCUAAGAAUAGUUGCAAUAUGGUAACUACACUUAAGUAGGUAUAUUGUAUGUUCUUAGAGACUAUAAAAACUUUAAAAGAAAGCUCUACGAUAAAAAUACCCGUGGCAAAUGCCUUAUCGUCUCCGUAUCUAACCGAAACGGUAAAACAAACGUUCGACUAAGUAUUAUAAUGAUAUAUUUCUCAAUAACCAAUAUGUAAGUAGAUAUACAACCAUCGCAAAAUACUGUUCUACUGAUGCAUUGAAUAUUUCAAUAUCUUUUCAAGCCAUGAUUAUGCUUAUCCAUUCAUUGUAUAAUUAAUUACGUACAUAAUAUUCCGAAAAUAUUGUCGAUAGGUAAAUAUAGGUAUUGGUAUUGUUUUUCUUGUGUAUGUUUUUGCUUGACUUUGUUUAUUUUAUUAACUUAUUUGGUUUGGCCAUUUGUUGUUUGGUUUUAAUAUAAAUGCAUGUCGAUUAUCGGUGUAGAAUAAGCAUUGUUAACGUGUGUUAUGUCUAAUCUAACAAUAUCACAAUUAAUGGGUAUUUUUCGGAGACACGACAUACUUAUUUAUCCCAUAAAAAGUCAAUUUAUAUAUAUGUGUGGCAUUGUUAUAUGUAAUAUAAACACGAUUUUAAUUAUUUUCUUAAAUGAAGACAAAGAGGACAUAUAAUUAAUGUGUAAUUUGUUUUAAUAAUAUUAUAAAUAGAACAUAUAUAUUCAA